AAACUCUGGAAAUUCGAGCCCUAAUUUUGAACCGAAACCCAAUCCUGCAAAUUUCCCAUAACAAGUUCACUUCCCGGUGAUUUUCCGGCGGCGGCACUAUGACGGAGUCAGCCACUUCUCCAAUCAAAAACCACAAAUCCGACGAAUCAACCUCACAGUCCUUAUUCGAUAAACUAACCGACGAGCUCUUAAUCAAAACCCUAAUUCGCCUCCCUCUAAAACCCCUCAAUCUCUGUAAGUCCAUCUCAACACGCUUCCGUUCCUUACUUUCCACUUCAUAUUUCAUCAACUCUUACAUUAAUCAUCAUCAUUUCAACAAUUCAUUUGCUCUCUAUUACCAAACCAAACCCACCUUCCAUAACAUCAUCGACCCCUCCCUAAUGACCAUCGAUAUCGCCUUCGAAUCCCCCGUUUUCGACUCCCCAGGGUUCUCCUUAUCAUUUCUUUCCAAUUCUGAUCAACAGAAACAGGAAACGUUGCAGUAUUUGGCGUCGAACAACGGUUUGGUUUUAUGUUGUGCUGUGUUACGCCGUCCGAUUGUUUACUUUGUUUGUAAUCCGUUAACGAAGCAGUUCGUAACUCUGCCUCCGCCUCCGAGUAAUGUUAAAACUGUUUAUAUUGGAUUUGUAUGUGAUCCCCGGUGUUUAUGCGAUGAUGAGUUUACGACUAGUUUUAAGGUGGUUCGGGUUGAAGUGGUGAGGUGUGAAUUUCCGAGACAGUUAUCUGCGACGUUGAAGUUGGAAAUAUUUUGUUCCGUGUCUGGGAGGUGGACGGAAGAGUACUUUAUGUCGAGUUCUGGUUCGGAUCAUGAGUUGUUUCAUGCGUGGAAUUAUAGGUGCCCGAGUGCUGUGGUGUGUAACGGGUUGCUUCACUGGGGUACGCUUUCGAAUUUUGGUGUUUUUACUUAUGAUACGUCUAACGGUGAGUGUAGAACGAUUGAGCUUCCACAAGAGGUAAGAAAGCCGGUCUGGACUUUUAAACAUUGCUUAGGGGAGUAUUCUGGUCGGCUUAGAUACGCCAAUUUUUCUUGGGAUGAUUCGAAUUACCGAGUGUGGGAGCUUAAAGAUGGUGGUGGUGGGUGGUUGUUGUUGCAUAAGGUUCACUUGGAUGAGAUGAAAUCGACAGUUGAGGGCAUUAACAAGGAGUGCAUGGCUUUGCUCUCACCUCACCCGCUUAAUCCGGAUGUUGUUUUCUUUUGGUGUCGUUCGUCGUGUAGAAUUGUGGAAUACGACAUGGGGAAUAAGGUUCUACAGUUGCCGCGUUUUAUUAGAGAUGUGAAGAUUAUCAGUCAUCUAAGCCCUAUGUUCUUUCCCUUUGUGCUGCCUCCCUGGCCUACUGCUGUUCCUGUCAUCCAGCAGCAAGAACAAAAUUAGAAAAAAAUGAUAUUAGUACUUCUGUUGAUCUGCAGAAUCGCGUUUAUUAUGUUGCAUUAGCCGCAAAAAAAUCAAACGAGGAUGGCAAGUUAACCUUCAUACAAUACAACAAUAGACCGCCUACUUUGCAUCAGAUCAAAGGCCAACCAAUUAAGUGGCUGCUGCUCAAAUUUGGUGAUUUAUGACAUCUUUCAACCACCACCAUCCUUUUUUUAAUAAAGUUUGUUGUUCAUGGUUUGGGAUGAGCUGAUUGGACUUGAUUUGUUAGAAUUGCACCUCUUUGAGGACAUGGUUCAAGAUAGGACUUCGUGGUCCGUGGAGGCAUAGAAGUGAGGUUAGAGAUUUUUAGGGAUGGGAUAUGUUGAGGCUUAGCGUGUGUUAGGAGUUUAGAUAUUCCUACUCUUUAGGUGGACGCUUCUUGUGAUUGUAUUUGUGUACAUAUGCAUAUAUGUUGUUUUAUGAUGUGGGUUAGGUUCAUUAGUGAACAACCCCCUUGAUAGUAAACACUAGUGAACUAAUCCUAGCCAUUGAUUAUCAAUACACAAGUGUAUACACUAGUGUAUUUUACAAUUUGAUGAUGUAAAUCAAUGGUCAGGAUUUGUUCACUUAGUUCACAAAUACAUCAGUGUUCACUCUAGAACCCCACACCACUUCUUAUUUUUUUUGUUUUGUCAUUCGCAAGUUUGCUAUUUCAUUAUCUUUAGUUUUGUUU
Messenger RNA from Helianthus annuus (common sunflower), 2085 nucleotides. Its product is annotated as F-box protein At3g26010. Bases 99 to 1373 code for a protein of 424 amino acids. Gene Ontology annotation, molecular function: protein binding. The record is from RefSeq and is a predicted model, not a curated record. NCBI's taxonomy places the organism in Eukaryota, Viridiplantae, Streptophyta, Magnoliopsida, Asterales, Asteraceae. The transcript is spliced from 2 exons.